CCCACGUCACCACCGCUAUACCAACAAUACCGCGCCUUUUUCUCCCUCCCUCCUCGCGGCGGCGGCGGCGACGGCCGACGGCGGAGGCGGAGGCGGAGGAGGAGGAAGACGAGAGGAGCCGAGACGGGAGGCGUGUCCGUUUCUUCGUCCCGCCCUAGGGUUUCUACGAGGGGGAGGCAAUGGCUGCCGCGGCGGGGGUGGCUGCUGGAACGGGAAGAGGUAGCGGGGAGGGAGAGGAGCUGCUCCCCAACGCCGUGGAGGGAGACGGCGGCUGCGGCGGGGGCGGCACGUGCGCGGGGGACCGCCCGUGGCGGCUCAACUUCGACGGCCUCCGCCGCCCGGAGGCGCACCAGGAGAAGCCGCCGCGCCGCUUCCAUGACCGCCUCGGAGGGCUAGUUCAAAGCCCUGGAGAUGAUGUUGCAGAAUAUUACCAGCAACAGUCGGAAUUGUUGGAAGGUUUUAAUGAAAUGGAUACACUCACAGAUCGUGGUUUUCUUCCUGGAAUGUCCAAGGUCUACAUUCUUGCUCUAGAAGAAUGUGAAAAAGUUGCCAGAAGUGAGGCAUUAGCCAUCCGGUUAUCUAAUAUAGCAAACAUGGUUCUUUUUGCUGCAAAAGUUUAUGCCUCAAUAAGGAGUGGUUCUCUAGCUAUAAUUGCCUCCACUUUGGAUUCUCUACUUGACUUGUUAUCAGGUUUUAUCUUGUGGUUUACUGCCUUUUCAAAGAAAACAUCAAAUCCAUACAGGUACCCAAUUGGUAAAAGACGCAUGCAACCUUUGGGAAUACUUGUUUUUGCUUCUGUUAUGGCAACGCUUGGCCUUCAAAUUAUCCUAGAAUCUACACGCUCAUUGUUUUAUGAUGGGGAUACUUUCCGCUUGACAAAAGAGCAGGAGAAGUGGGUUGUGGAUAUCAUGCUUUCUGUUACAUCGGUGAAGCUCCUACUGGUUGUAUAUUGCCGUUCAUUCACCAAUGAAAUUGUAAAGGCUUAUGCACAUGAUCACUUUUUCGAUGUCAUCACCUAUGUCAUUGGGCUUGUGGCAGCACUUCUAGCUAAUUAUGUUUAAGGCUGUAUUGACCCAGUUGGGGCUAUUAUACUGGCGAUCUACACAAUCAGAACAUGGUCAAUGACGGUGCUAGAAAACGUCCACUCCUUGGUUGGCCAAUCGGCUUCACCAGAGUACCUUCAGAAGCUUACCUACCUGUGCUGGAACCAUCACAAGGCUGUCAGGCACAUCGACACAGUGCGAGCAUAUACAUUCGGCUCCCACUACUUUGUUGAGGUGGAUAUUGUUCUGCCAUGUGACAUGCCCUUGCAGGAAGCGCAUGAUAUCGGCGAGGCUCCGCAAGAGAAGCUGGAGAGCUUGCCCGAGAUUGAGCGGGCUUUUGUCCAUCUCGACUACGAGUUCACCCACCAGCCUGAGCAUGCUCGAUCCCAUGAUACAUUAUAGCAGUCCGAACUUCAGAGAACCCAAGUUGAAAUUAUUGAAGCCAUCUCAGUUUCACAAAUCUGGGAGUAGCCAACAUGCUUCGACACAUUGCUUAUUUCAGAUGCGUUGUUUUUUUUUUUUUUGGGUGUGGCUAGGAAUCAUAUCUGUGCCUGUGGGCGUGUAGGGGAUGACUGGAUGGGUGGCAUUGGCAAUGUUUGAAUCAAAUGAUUGAUGCGAUGAGGUGAGAUGAGCCAAAAUGCUUCGACACAUUGUUUUUUUUUUUUUUUUUUUUUUUUUUUUUUUUGUUUUGUGGCUGGGAAUCAUAUCUGUGCCUGUGGGCGUGUAGGGGAUGACUGGAUGGGUGGCAUUGGCAAUGUUUGAAUCAAAUGAUUGAUGAGAUGAGAUCUUCAGUGUA
This is a messenger RNA of Oryza sativa Japonica Group (Japanese rice), 1839 nucleotides long. RefSeq names its product metal tolerance protein 6. The record is from RefSeq and is a predicted model, not a curated record. Gene Ontology annotation, biological process: monoatomic cation transport; transmembrane transport. Gene Ontology annotation, cellular component: membrane. NCBI's taxonomy places the organism in Eukaryota, Viridiplantae, Streptophyta, Magnoliopsida, Poales, Poaceae. Gene Ontology annotation, molecular function: manganese:proton antiporter activity.